AUGCCAGGCGAUGAGCCAUCCUCGCACUGGAACGGGAAGCCGUUCCCGACCGCAGCGAGCACUGAGCAGGAUGGGUCCCGCGAAGAGAUCGAGCGUCUUCAGGCCGAGCUGGGCAACCUGAGGGAGAUGAUGGCCGAACUUCGGAAGGACCAGCAGCAAGUCAAAGAGAAUCAGGAGACUUUGGGGACCACGCUCUCCGGCCUGAAAGACAAGGAAGACGCUGGCCACGCCGAUGAGGUUCUCGAGUGGUGGGAAAAGUCAAAGUCGCCAGGUCCCAGCAUUGCUUCCCCUUUGACGCGCCUGGCGCCAGGUAUUGGCAAGGGGCGGCGUAGAUUUGUGUUCUUGUGGUCCCUGGUCCUUGCCCUGGCGGCCUUCACCGCCACACGCCUGGCGGCCUUUGUGGCUGCGCCUGCGGCGCCCAGCCCACCGCUCCGUCGCCACAGUGCCGUGGCGCUGGCAGCCCGAGGCGGCGGCGAGUUCGACAUCAGCAGCUUGGUCGGGAGUGAUGCGGACAUCCAGACUUUCUACCAGUCACUGUUGACGGGAAAUGGCGGUGACCCGCCUAAGGGCACCGUGCUCUCCGAGCUGGUUGUGAAGUUCUUCCACGGCGAGUUUACGCCUCAGGGCUUCAAGCGCUACUCCGGCCUGUGGAAGGGCCCACCCCCGGGCAACAUUGGCAAGAAGGACAUUGCCGUGGGAGUGCAGGGCUUGAUCGCACAGAUGAAGAACCCCAUGUUCGUGACCAAGGGAGGCGUCGGCUACGGCGUCGACGAGACCCAGAAGGUCGAGGACGAUGGCAAGGGCUGGGUCUGGCUUGCUGCGGAAAUGAGCCCCGGAGGUCUGGCUCUGGAGCUUUUCAAGUCCGUCCCGUAUGGCAAGCGCGCCCUUCUCGUGGCGCAGCAGAGCAACGUGGACGAGCUCUUCAGCAAGGUGAACUGGGACGUCGCCCUUGGAAACAUCGAGAAGACCUUCGGAGGGCCGCAGAUCAAGCAGCGCUGA
This is a messenger RNA of Symbiodinium natans, 999 nucleotides long. NCBI's taxonomy places the organism in Eukaryota, Dinophyceae, Suessiales, Symbiodiniaceae. The record is from the annotation of a GenBank genome assembly.